Molecule: messenger RNA, 357 nt
Organism: Aspergillus terreus NIH2624
Lineage: Eukaryota; Fungi; Ascomycota; Eurotiomycetes; Eurotiales; Aspergillaceae
Exons: 2
Coding region: 1-357 (118 amino acids)
Source: RefSeq, a predicted model, not a curated record
AUGGCCUUCCUAGUUAUGUGCAGCGAUGUACACGGUAUCCCCAUCCGCUCAACAAACCCGUUUGGUCUCAGUCGGAUGACCUCCAUCCUCGUCAUUGUUCGACCUGAUGCUGCUCCGGCUAUUCUCGUCUGGCAGAAUGACGUUAACAAGGUCUGGAAGGGGCUCGAGCCGAGCAUCGGGAGUCAAGUCAGAUUGAGGCUGUGCAGCAUCUACAAAUCCUUGGAUCAGAUGGGAAGCACCGUGACCCGAUAUUUGCCCCCGCACCGGCACAAACAACAGCCAGUAGUUGGCGGGAGGUCCAAAGCCCGUACGCUAGUAUUGCCCCCUACUAGCCGCGACCUGUGGCGUUUGGGGUGA